This is a messenger RNA of Mytilinidion resinicola, 732 nucleotides long. RefSeq lists its product as uncharacterized. NCBI's taxonomy places the organism in Eukaryota, Fungi, Ascomycota, Dothideomycetes, Mytilinidiales, Mytilinidiaceae. Bases 1 to 732 code for a protein of 243 amino acids. The record is from RefSeq and is a predicted model, not a curated record. The transcript has a single exon.
AUGGUAGAGGCUCUAAGGACAGCUUGCCCUCGAAACGGCGGUGCCUUCAGUUAUAAUCCAGUCCAUCUAUCGGUCUGGUACAUGCCUGAAGAGCUGUGGGCCCGCCUCCCCACUCGACUUACCGGGAGUAUUGCAGCAGUACAGCACGCCGGUGCAGCCGUCUUCACCGGGUUCGAACGCCUCGAAACACUGGGAGAAGCUCUAUCUCCCAGCGAAAAUGCCGAGGACGAUAUCGUGCCCGUCCCCGGCGUCGUCAAGCCCCGCGGUCUCAGCACCAUUACCAUCUCCUCCAACGACUCGGACGCUUCAGCAACGAGCUCUCUCGCAUCCUCAGUGGUGUCCACCCCCCUGUCCACGCCUAAUCUCUUCUCAAUGCCGGUCUCACCUUUUUCACUGUCACCGUCCAGCUUCGAGAAGACUACUUCAAAGCCCCACCAGCGCCAUCACGCACGCUCUUACACGACCCCGAUGGAGCCGGACAUGGCGUACUACACUCUCGAGCUCUCCCACCUGCGCACCGAAUCGCUGCCGUGCCUCCGCCACGCGAUCCGCGUCGUCGACCGGGAGUUGAACGAAAGCAAGCGGCUCGUCGAACUUGACGAGGAAACCCUGGGCGAGUUCGAGGCGUGGUGGGUCAAGAAGAAGGCGACGGCGAUCGGGCUCGACCAGAAGGGCCUGGCGCUGAGCAUCCAGCGGGGCAUACCGACCAAUGGCCUCGGCUGGUCUGCGUGA